Cajanus cajan (pigeon pea) is the source of this 718-nucleotide messenger RNA. RefSeq names its product putative WRKY transcription factor 75. Gene Ontology annotation, molecular function: sequence-specific DNA binding; DNA-binding transcription factor activity. The record is from RefSeq and is a predicted model, not a curated record. NCBI's taxonomy places the organism in Eukaryota, Viridiplantae, Streptophyta, Magnoliopsida, Fabales, Fabaceae. Gene Ontology annotation, biological process: regulation of DNA-templated transcription.
CUCAUGUUUCACCUUCUUAGAAUAUGUAUGCAUGCAUCCUUCAUCACAUUCUAUCCACUAUAUAUAUAUAUACAACACAUGAAUUAAAUACUAUAACCCUCUUUUGUUAUUUCUUAAUCAAUCAAUGGAGAAAGUGUUGUUCCCUAUCUCAUCUUCAUCAUCUGAUUUAAAACUUGGUGAUCAUAUCCAUAAUUCUAAUGUUCAUGUCAAGAAGGCUUCAUGGCCAAGCCAGAAAGGUGGUAAAGAAAUCAGUCACAAAUAUGCAUUUCAAACAAGGAGUCAGGUUGACAUACUGGAUGAUGGGUACCGCUGGAGAAAGUAUGGGGAAAAGUCUGUCAAAAACAAUAAAUUUCCUAGAAGUUACUACAGAUGUUCUUAUAGAGGUUGCACUGUGAAGAAACAAAUCCAACGGCAUUGGAAAGACCAAGAGAUUGUGGUAACAACCUAUGAAGGGAUACAUAUUCAUCCUGUUGAGAAGUCACCUGAAAGCUUUGAGCAGAUUCUGAGAAACUUUCAAAUAUACCAUUUAAGUCUAUAAUUAAUAUUGUAACUUAAAUGUUAGAAUAGGGUGACAUGGGAUAGAUAGAACCUAAUGUUAUCUGAAAGAUCUAGUUCAUUAAUUGUAGUGGAUAUAAACAACAUUUCAAUUUAUUGUCAAUUUGAAGUUGUGAUUUAACAAUCGAGCUAGUAUUUAUCUUUAUAUUCCAAAAUAUAUAUA